CAGUGAUAAAUUUAAUUAUGUGAAUGUGAUUUACAGCACUAUGUGUAAUGAAACCAACCCGUAUCUAGUUCUUUUUCUCUUUGAUGAUGAGUUCUUUAAUUGCCUUGAUAAUGCUUCUCUCUCUCUGUCUAAAUAUAUAUAUAUAUAUAUAUAUAUAUAUAUAUAACAGCACUGAACCUUUAAAUAUGGGACAAAGCUGAAAGUGUGUGUGGGAGAGUUUUAAUGCUUUCCAGUCACUUUUCCUCCCUCUACUUCUCUUCUUCAGUUUUCUUCCUGAAGUCUUCACAUUGUGAUCUCCUAUCCUCAGUGUCUCUGUGAGAGCAUCAAACUCAAUUACUUCUCUCUCUUAAAUUCCUCUAGUGAAAAGCCAACCAAAAGAAAUAACAAAAAAAAAAAAAAAAAAAAAAAACCCUUGUUCUCUGUCUCAUACUCAUCCUCAGUGCUUCAAUUUAUUCCAAAAAUCAGAUCUUUCUGAUUUCCAUUACUGUGCCAAAAAGAAUGAGUAAACAAGACAUCUUGAAGAUGCAGACUUGUGUUCUUAGAGUGAAUAUGAACUGUGAGUGCGAUGGAUGUAAGCAGAAAGUUAAGAAACUGCUGCAUAAAAUUGAAGGGGUGUAUACUACCGCUAUAGAUGUAGAACAAGGGAAAGUGACAGUAACAGGAAAUGUUGAUCCUGCCACACUUAUAAAAAAGCUUGUGAAGUCAGGGAAACAUGCUGAGCUAUGGGGACCCCAAAAGGGUUCAAACCAUCCCAAUAACCAGUUCAAGAACAUGCAAUUUGACAACUUCAAAGGUGGGAAAGACAACAAGAAGUUGCAAAAGGGUGGAAAGGACCAACACAAGGGUGGCCAACAACAAGCCCAACAACAGAUGCAACAUCAUGUCAAAGGGUCUAAAGAUUUUAAAGGCAUGCCUCAAUUCCAGGACUUCAAAGUGCCAUCCAAGGACCAAAAAUCUGUCAAAUUCAACUUGCCUGAUGAUGAUGAUUUUGAUGACGAGGACUUUGAUGAUGAGGAUUUUGAUGAUGAUGAUUUUGAUGAAUUGGAUGAUUAUGAGGAUGACUUUGAUGAUUUUGGUUUUGAAGGUCAUAAUAAUCCACCCACCAAGAUGAUGCCAAUGAUGGGUCAUGGCCAUGGACCCAAUGGGGGGCCUAAGGGAAUGAUGAAUGAUAAGAAGGGUGGGAGUGGUAAUGGUGGGGUUGUCAAAAAAGGUGAUAGUAUUGAUUUUCAUGUGCAAGUAAAGGGCAAUGGUGGAAAAAAUGAUGGUAAGAAUGGAAAUGGAGGAAAGAAAGGAAAUGGUGGAGGGAAUAACAAGGGAGGAAAUCAAAAUGGGGGUGGUGGAAAUGGUAAAAAUGGUGGCAAAAAUGGUGGUGAGUUAUCAGGGAAAGGUAAAAAUGGAGGAGGAAAAAAUAAGGGUGACAAUAAAGGAAGUGUUGGUGGUGAUGGGAACAAGAAAAAAAGUUGGAAGUUUUGGGGCAAGAAAGGGGGAGAUAAAUGUGAUGGGGACCAAAAAAUGAACAAUAAGCAAGAUGGGUUCCAUGAUUUUGAUGUCAGUCUUGGAGCUGGUGGUAGGAAGGUGGGUCAGGUGGAUGUCACUCAUGGUCCUGGUGGUAGGAAGGGGGGUCAGAUGGAUGUCAGUCAUGGAGCUGGUAGUAGGAAGGUGAGUCAGAUGGAUUUCAGUCAUGGAGCUGGUAGUAGGAAGGUGGGUCAGAUGGAUUUCAGUCAAGGGCAUGGUGCAAGAAAUGUGGGUCAGAUGGAUUUCAGUCAUGGACCUGGUGGAAGAAAUGUGGGUCAGAUGGAUGUAAAUUAUGGGCCUGGUGGUAGGAAUGGGGGUCAGAUGGGUAAUUAUCCAAUGGCUCACAUGGGGAAUAUUCCGGCAGUGCAAGGAGUGCCGGCGAUGGCAGCAAUGAACAGUGGAUACCAUCAAGGGAUGGGGAGUGGAUACCAUCAAGGGAUGAUGGGGCCAGGCAAUCCAAGGUGGGGGAAUGGGAAUGGGAAUGAUAUGUUCCAACAAAUGAUGUAUGCGCGGCCGCCACCGGCGGUGAGUUAUGGGCCACCAAUGCAGCCUCCGGUGACCGACAAUUUCACCCACUUCUUUAGUGAUGAGAAUACUGGCAGUUGCAGUGUUAUGUGACUGGCCAGACUACCCCAACACUGUUUUGGUGUUACCCUGUUAGGUUUGUGCCUUUAUGGUGUGGUGCUUCACUUCUAUCCAAGAGUCCAAGGCUGCAAAUAUCAUGUGCCUUAUAUUACUUGGAACUUUUUUGUAAUGCUUCUUACUCUUUCCUCUCAAAGUUCUUACUUUGCCUAGUUAAUCUUAGGGUUUAUUUUUAUAUUGAAGUGUAUUUUAGAGUGGGAAUUGUAAUUGGUUGGGUAUGAGGAAAUUGUUCAUGAUGUGCUCUUAUGACUCCAUAAGAUAUCUGAUGAUACAAAGGUGAUAACAUUAGUGAGGUUUGUAGCUUUCUUUAGAAAAUAUUGUAUCUACAUCUACUUACAAGUUUGUAUCAAAUGGAUGAAUGUGUAACAACUGUCCAAUUCAAUUUUCAAGUCCAUUAUGUUUCACUUUCUAUAAAUUUGUAUUGAAUGUUUUUUUUUUUUUUUGGUUAAGUAUUGUUUGAAUG
Cornus florida is the source of this 2620-nucleotide messenger RNA. RefSeq names its product heavy metal-associated isoprenylated plant protein 34. The transcript has 3 exons. Bases 499 to 2133 code for a protein of 544 amino acids. The record is from RefSeq and is a predicted model, not a curated record. NCBI's taxonomy places the organism in Eukaryota, Viridiplantae, Streptophyta, Magnoliopsida, Cornales, Cornaceae. Gene Ontology annotation, molecular function: metal ion binding.